Molecule: messenger RNA, 1376 nt
Organism: Chionomys nivalis (European snow vole)
Lineage: Eukaryota; Metazoa; Chordata; Mammalia; Rodentia; Cricetidae
Gene: Czib
Product: CXXC motif containing zinc binding protein
Exons: 8
Coding region: 103-585 (160 amino acids)
Molecular function (GO): zinc ion binding
Source: RefSeq, a predicted model, not a curated record
CCCGAUUCCCGCCCACCCGCACUGAGGCUGCGCGGCGGUGCCAGCCUUUUACGACGGGCCGGAAAGCAGAGGUCGCAGCGGCAUAACGUGGACCAGGCAGCAAUGGGGAAAAUCGCGCUGCAGCUCAAAGCCACGCUGGAGAACGUCACCAACCUUCGGCCAGUGGGUGAGGACUUCCGGUGGUAUCUGAAGAUGAAAUGCGGCAGCUGUGGUGAGAUCUCAGAGAAGUGGCAGUAUAUCCGACUGAUGGACAGUGUGGCGUUGAAAGGUGGCCGUGGCAGUGCCUCCAUGGUCCAGAAGUGCAAACUGUGUGCACGGGAAAACUCCAUUGAAAUUUUGAGCGGCACCAUCAAGUCUUACAACGCUGAAGACAAUGAAAAGUUCAAGACAAUAGUAGAGUUUGAGUGCCGUGGCCUUGAACCAAUUGACUUCCAGCCCCAGGCCGGGUUUGCCGCCGAAGGUGUGGAGUCAGGAACAGUCUUCAGUGACAUCAAUCUGCAAGAAAAGGACUGGACAGACUAUGACGAGAAGGCUCAGGAGUCUGUGGGGAUCUUCGAGGUCACCCAUCAGUUUGUGAAGUGCUGAACUAUGUUCCUACAAACUUGCCCAGAAGAACUGAGAGGAGAAAAGGGCCCUGAGCAGCAGAUCCCACGGAGGCUUCUCCUAGCACCUGUUCCAACCCUCACAGUCUGCAUGCUGGGGUUUGUCACGGUUCUGAGUCCCACCAAUAAAGCCCCAUUGGUGUGUGAAGGUAAUGUGUGCAGUACUCUCUCCACAAAUACGAAUGGACUCUGGAGGUCUCUGCUUUCUCAUGCCUACUCUGCACCUGAGCCAGUUUGCAAAAUACACAGGAGAACGCAGUCUAUAAAGGCUCCCCAGCUCUUGGGAAAUAGGCAGAUCCAUCUACAAGAUCAAAGGCUUGAAGGCCAAGUGGCACCAAGGGCAGAGAAGCCUAUGGAAUGAUGCUGUGAGCCCAGCAGCUCCAAACUAAACCCAGGCAUCUGUUAGCCACUCACUUCACCCCAGACCUCACUCUAGGCAUAUAUCCUUCCACUCCACAUUCCUGGCUGAUGGCUAGCCUCUUCAUUUGCUGUGAUAGAGCAAUUCCUGUCAGAGUCAACCUGGAAGUUCUUCUUCAUGUGGAAUCAGCCUCUGUGAUCCCUGAAGCACCUCUCGCUGGUCCUGGCUUAUCCCCGUGGCCCAUAUCUGUAUGUUCUGCUUCCAGACAAAUCUUUGGAGUGAAGACAGCUUCAUGGCCUGCUGAGUCUCUUGGAACCAAAGAUUCCCCACACAGCAGAGUUGGCCAGUGUAGUACUAGGCCAUGAGGAUAUUGUGCUUUCAUAUGUGGGAACCCACCAUUUGGAAAACCUGUUACA